UCUAACAAUGUCAAACUUGCAUUACAUUUUCAUCAUGUUAGUUGCUCUUCUUCUUCUGCAAAAUCCCAGUAGAAUACAGUGCCAUACCAAGGGAAUUAGACCAGGUCGUUCUGCAGGAAAUGCGUUAUCAACUAACAUGACUAGAGUGCAGUAUUCAGAACAGCAAUUCAUGAAAUGGGUAACCUUUGUUGGUAGCCUCAAACACACUGUUUUUAAGGCAGCGAAAAAUAAGCUUGUUGCUUCUUACACUUUGCACGUUGAUAAGAAUCCUUCUGGUGGAGAUUUCACUUCAAUUCAAGAAGCCAUUGAUUCCCUACCAUUCAUCAAUCUUGUGAGAGUGGUCAUAAAGGUCCAUGCAGGGGUUUACACGGAGAAGGUUAACAUUCCUGCUUUGAAAUCCUUCAUAACCAUUGAAGGAGCUGGUGCAGAUAAAACCAUAGUUCAAUGGGGUGACACUGCUCAAACACCUGGCCCAAAUGGUAGGCCUCUAGGAACCUAUGGUUCAGCAACUUUUGCAGUGAAUUCACCUUAUUUCAUUGCCAAGAACAUCACAUUCCAAAACACAACUCCUGUUCCUGCACCAGGAGCAGUUGGAAAGCAAGCAGUGGCAUUAAGGAUUUCAGCAGACACAGCAACAUUUCUAGGCUGCAAAUUCUUAGGAGCACAAGACACACUUUAUGAUCAUGUAGGCAGACAUUACUACAAGGAUUGUUACAUUGAAGGCUCUGUUGAUUUCAUAUUUGGCAAUUCUCUCUCGCUGUUUGAGGAAUGUCACGUGCAUGCCAUAGCACAGAACACAGGAGCUGUAACAGCACAAGGAAGGGGUAGUAUGUUGGAGGACACGGGGUUCUCGUUUGUGAACUGUAAGGUCACGGGAUCAGGAGCACUAUAUCUUGGGAGGGCUUGGGGUCCCUUUUCUCGCGUCGUCUUCGCUUACACAUAUAUGGACAACAUCAUCAUUCCCAAAGGAUGGUAUAAUUGGGGUGAUCCUAAUCGUGAAAUGACUGUGUUUUAUGGACAAUACAAAUGCUCAGGACUUGGAGCAAGCUUUGCAGGGAGAGUAUCAUGGUCAAGAGAACUCACUGACGAGGAAGCUAGACCUUUUCUUUCACUUAGCUUUAUUGAUGGGACUGAAUGGAUCAAAUUGUAGUUC
Molecule: messenger RNA, 1153 nt
Organism: Abrus precatorius (Indian licorice)
Lineage: Eukaryota; Viridiplantae; Streptophyta; Magnoliopsida; Fabales; Fabaceae
Product: probable pectinesterase 53
Exons: 5
Coding region: 8-1150 (380 amino acids)
Biological process (GO): cell wall modification
Molecular function (GO): pectinesterase activity
Source: RefSeq, a predicted model, not a curated record